Molecule: messenger RNA, 489 nt
Organism: Psilocybe cubensis
Lineage: Eukaryota; Fungi; Basidiomycota; Agaricomycetes; Agaricales; Agrocybaceae
Exons: 1
Coding region: 1-489 (162 amino acids)
Source: RefSeq, a predicted model, not a curated record
AUGCCUGCACUAGUGAUAUCCAGGGGCUCUUCAGCUGCUUCAGCAAGCGCGAGCUUACCUCUUAACCAACCGCCAGCUAUGCGUAUCCUCAAGCGCCCAUCACCCACCGUUUCUCCAAAUCAGUCAUCUGCCAAUCUCACACCAGCUGGUGAGACAUUCAAAGAGCGUGAAGCUAGGUACCAGGCUGCUCGUGAGCGAAUAUUUGGCGUUUCUUCUUCAACCUCUUCAGACGGGCAGGACAAAGACGGGCAGGAUAAGGCAAAGAAUUCUGCGUUAAAGAAGGCUUCAUCCCCUACCCCUCCUUCCAAUCAAGCCAAAAAUUCUGUGGUCCGUGACCCUCGCGGACCUUCGAACUCGACCCCAAAUCCAAAUUCUGAAAACAGAACAGACAACAAAGGGUUUGGUGAGCGCAGAACACAACGCCCCCCUCCUUCCACCGCAGUACCGACCACAAUCUUUCCCGUUUCCUCAUCUGAUAUACCUAUUUGA